Messenger RNA from Pseudovirgaria hyperparasitica, 1181 nucleotides. Its product is annotated as alpha/beta-hydrolase. Bases 286 to 1050 code for a protein of 254 amino acids. The record is from RefSeq and is a predicted model, not a curated record. The transcript has a single exon. NCBI's taxonomy places the organism in Eukaryota, Fungi, Ascomycota, Dothideomycetes, Acrospermales, Acrospermaceae.
AACUCGCUCAGCCCAACCUCAAAGAUGCAAGUUCGCAAGAAUGUUGAGUUCAAAACUUCAGAUGGACUUACUCUAAGAGGCUGGCUAUAUCCUACAGCGAAAAAAGGGCCUGGUAUUGUUAUGUCACCAGGGGUAUGUAUGCCUCAGUCGAGAUGCAAUACUAGAAACGUCCAUCUGAUUUAUCAUACCCAUUCCAAGUAAUCGUCCACGCACAAGAUUAGAUGAGCUCAGCGACGUGGUAAUUAAGGCUGCGCUAACGUACUAUAGUUUGCUUGUGUAAAAGAGAUGAUUGCGCCAACGAUUGCAGACCGCUUUCAUGCUGCAGGAAUCACUGUGCUACUCUAUGAUCCACGUAGCUUUGGCGAAAGUGAUGGAGUUCCACGAGAGGACGUUGAACCUUACAAGCAAAUGGAGGACUACUCUGAUGCGUUCACAUUUCUUCUAUCUCUACCAACAGUAGAUCCUAGAUGUGCUGGGGUUUGGGGAAUAUCCUUAUCAGCUUCGACUGCAGCUUGUGCCGGAGCCUUGGAUGCACGAAUGCAGUUUGUGAUCGCCAUUAGUCCUCCUUCGUCGUUCUCCUACAGCCCUGAAUCAUUACGUUAUAUCUUGAAUACUGCCGCGGAAGAUCAAGGUCGGAGAUCUAGUGGUAAAGAGCCAAUCUACUGCCCUGCUCUGGGCUCCAAAGGGGAAUGCCUCCUGGAAGGGAUGUCAUGUGAGGAGGAUUAUGGCUUCAUACUGGAAUAUCUGAAGAGUUGUCUGUCCUGGACCAACAGAUGUACGAUCCAGAGUUUCUGCAGGCUAUUGACAUUUCACCCCAAGGAGAUGUUGAAACGCGCAAGUCCCAAAUCACCACUAAUCAUAGGGGGUGAUCGGGAUAUGAUCUCUCCAGUUGAAGAUCUACUCGAGAUAUUUCAUGUUUUGAAGCAGCCCAAAAGAUGGCAUCUCGAGAAAGGCAAGGGGCAUUUUGAUGUUCACCAAGGAGAAAGUUGUGUGAAGGUACAGACGGAUUGGAUUAGGUCCAUCAAAUGGAAUCUCGACCAAGAGGAAUGAUAAUUAUACGAUUCGUGUUUUAGUUAGCAAAGUAUCUUUUCUAGACAUGACACAUAAGCAUUUAUUGAAGGCACGAGCACUACAAACUUGAAUAAAGAUCACCAAAGACGUAAACACUGGCAAAGGUAUGA